This is a messenger RNA of Seriola dumerili (greater amberjack), 5934 nucleotides long. Its product is annotated as synaptic vesicle glycoprotein 2B-like. NCBI's taxonomy places the organism in Eukaryota, Metazoa, Chordata, Actinopteri, Carangiformes, Carangidae. Bases 472 to 2508 code for a protein of 678 amino acids. Gene Ontology annotation, cellular component: membrane. The transcript has 15 exons. Gene Ontology annotation, molecular function: transmembrane transporter activity. Gene Ontology annotation, biological process: transmembrane transport; chemical synaptic transmission. The record is from RefSeq and is a predicted model, not a curated record.
UAGUCCCGUCUCUGUGCGUUGGUGCUCUUUAUAUAUACAGAGUUAUGUUUCAAGGAUAUGAAUUAAUUUGAAGACAGAUUUGUGUGAGCUCAGGACACCAUCGACUGGAUGUAAACUUCAAUUUGACUCUGUUCUGGAGUGAAGAUCAUCUGGACUCUGGAGUCACCACAACAACAACUACAACCAGAAACUGAGACACACACACGUUUCAACUACACAACAAAGUGGUUGAAAUUGUGAUGUUAGAUGACAUCAUCGUUACAUCAUUACCAUCUGUAAACUUUAAAAGCCAGUGUGAGGAGCACAGUCACUGUAACUAAAGUGACACAAGCAUAACUUUGGUUUUUAGGUGAAUUAAUCAUGUUUAUCUCAGUCACUUAUUUCUGAAUUUAAUUCCAGACAUAAGUAUCAAGCCUAACAAAAGACUUACAGUAUAAUCAGCUACCAGCUGAGCAGGGUUAGUAAGCCAACAUGGCUGACCCCUACCAAAACAACAUGUACCAACAAGGGGGUGACAGCUAUGGGACUUACGGAGAAGGUGGCGACUACCCUCCUCAGGAAGAGGACGCAGCGAGCGACGUGACGGAAGGACACGAUGAAGAGGAUCAGAUGUACGAGGGGGAAUAUCAGGGGAUCCCACAUCCUGACGAGGUGAAGGCUGCACAGAGAGCCGCACGGGCUAAAGCCCGAGAAGGCAGAAGCGGCAUCUCUGAACUAGAGGAGUUGUCUGAACAGUACGAGGACAUCAUGGAGGACUGUGGCCACGGGAAGUUCCAGUGGACGCUCUUCGUGGUGCUGGGCCUGGCUCUAAUGGCCGAUGGAGUCGAAUGUUUCGUGGUGGCUUUUGUUCUACCGUCCGCAGAAAAGGAUCUGUGUCUGUCCCACGCAGAGAAAGGAACGCUGGGUUUGAUCGUCUUUCUGAGCAUGAUGGUGGGAGCGUUCGUGUGGGGCGGUCUGGCAGACAAAGUGGGCCGCCGGCGCUGUCUGAUCGUGGCGUUGGCUAUAAACUGUAUCUUUUCAUUCCUGUCGUCAUUCGCCCAAGGUUACGGCUUCUUCCUCUUCUUCAGGCUGCUGUCCGGCAUCGGGAUUGGUGGCACGGUGCCGAUCGUGUACUCGUACUUCUCUGAGUUUCUUCAGAUGGACAAGAGAGGGGAGCAUCUGUCCUGGCUGUGUAUGUUCUGGAUGGUUGGUGGGAUCUACGCCUCCUUCACUGCGUGGGGGAUCAUCCCCAGAUACGGCUGGGGGUUCAGUAUGGGUACAGAGUUUCAGUUCCACAGCUGGCGGGUUUUUGUCCUGGUUGCGGCUCUUCCUGCGAUCAUGUCUCUGGUUGGACUCACCUUCAUGCCUGAGAGUCCUCGCUUCCUCCUGGAGAACGCCAAACACGAUGAGGCUUGGAUGAUCCUGAAGCAGGUCCAUGACACCAACUGGAGGGCCAAGGGACAGCCAGAAAAAGUCUUCACUGUGACUCACAUCAAGGCUCCUAAAACAGCAGAGGACGAGUUCAUAGAGAUUCAGAGUGCUACAGGAACAGCUGUACAACGAUGGGCUGUGCGCUCACUAACACUCUGCAAACUGGUGUUCAGGAACGUGGCGUCUCUCCUGUCUGCAGAGCUGCGCUACGCUACACUCUUCAUGGCCGUCAUCUGGUUCUGCAUGGCUUUCAGUUACUAUGGUCUGUCUGUUUGGUUUCCUGACAUGAUCAAACACCUUCAGUACAUGGAGUACAGGUCCAAGGUCAAGGUGUUCCAUGGAGAAAGAGUGGAGAACUACCAUUUUAACUUUUCUCUGGAGAACCAAAUCCAUAGAGAAGGAGAAUAUAUCAAUGACAAGUUCAUCAGUAUAAAGAUGAAGUCAGUGAAGUUUGAGGACUCACUGUUUGAAGACUGUCGCUUUGAGGACAUCAGGUCCACAGACACAAUGUUUGAGAAAUGCACCAUCCGCUCCACUGUCUUCUUUAACACAGACCUGUGGGAGGAGAAGUUCAUCAACUGUAAGAUGGAGAACACCACCUUUGAGCAGAACAAACACGGCUGCCACAUGGACAGUGUUGAGGAGAACGACAUCCUCAUUUACCUGGUAAGCUUCCUGGGCAGUCUGGCGGUGUUACCAGGCAACAUCAUCUCAGCCCUCUACAUGGAGAAGAUCGGCAGGGUCAAGAUUAUAGGUGGCUCCAUGCUGACUUCAGCAGGCUGUACCUUCUUCCUGUUCCUGAGCUUCAGCCAAUCAGCAAUCAUUGCUCUACAGUGUCUCUUCUGUGGCAUCAGUGUGGCUGCUUGGAACGGCAUCGAGGUGGUGACCGUGGAGCUGUAUCCUGCUUCUAAAAGGGCAACAGCGUUCGGCGUGCUGAACGCUCUCUGUAAGCUGGCAGCUAUCCUUGGCAGCACAAUCUUCUCCAGCUUUGUGGGCAUCACCAAAGCCGUCCCCAUCCUGCUGUCUUUCACAGCGCUGGUGUGCGGUGGCCUCGUGGCUCUCAAACUACCUGACACGCGGGAGAAAAUCCUCCAGUGAAUUUAUUUUGAAAGCAAGAAUGGAAAAAACUCAUGCCUGUUAAAUGUAAAAUACCAAGUUCUAUUUUUUUUCAUUUGCACCACCAUUUUCAUUUUGUACACGUUCUACAAAGGUAGCGGGGGGUUGGGGUUUAGUCGUACAAGUUACAAUGUUCAAAAAGAGAUUGGAGAGAGAGAGUUUGGUUUUCUUUCUGAUGCUGUGAUGCAAUUUAUCUGUCAAGACAAAAUGGACUUAAUGUUAUUUUUGUGUAAAUGCCGCUUGAGGCUUAAAUCACAUGAUCUAACUGGUCGUCACAUUCUCUGCUACUUGCCUUUAUACCAGUGGUUCCUUGAAUUAUGGCGAGUCAUGUCAAAUACUGGCCAAAUGCUUUCUGUGACCGGCACAUUUUUAGGCUUUACAGCUAUUUUAGCAAAUGAAAUUGUGAAAGAUGUUUGUUGAAUUUUUAGAAGUUACAGUUCCCCUCCACUUAGUGUCAGUUAUCCUUGAAAACACUGUUCUUGUGCUGAGCCACCAGCACAAGAACAGUGCUGAGCCACUCAGAGCUGUGUUUGUCCUGCAUUAUAAAGGAGGGAAUCUAAGCUAUCGCUCACAGCAUCAAGUAGUCCUGUAACCUCAGCACUACAAUACCCAUGAUUCAAAUAACAUUACAGAAUGACAUACACACAGAUGACUUACUUGAAGUGAAACAGCUACUUAUUUGUAUGUUGAAGUCCAACAUUUUGUCUCCUGUGCUGUAUGUUUUGCAUGAGCACUAUCACCUCUUCCUGUUCUUGGGUUCAUUAGUAGAGAGAAAGUACGUUCUCAUUUGACUUACACAGACAAAAUAUAUGUGAGUAAAACUGUGCGCAUUUGCUUUUCGGUCUCUGUCUGACUCUGCCUUUCAACAAAGGCAUGAGGUCAAUAUUGGUUUCACCUCCAUGCAGUUUCUAAACACAGGUUGAAUCUACUAUAUCUCUGGCCUUGACAGUGCUGUUAGAUGUAAAUUGAGUUGGGGAAUAACUACAGUAGUAAUGACUAAAGAAGUGUUGAAUGGAGUAGACAGGUGAUUAGCUUUGACAAUUGAUCAUUUUAGCCAUUCAAAACUUCAUUAUGAACCAUUUUAAAGGAAUAUUUUUUAGGUACUUUUAGGUUUUGACUGUUGAAUGGUCACACAAAAUCAGAAUGUUGAGUACAUCAACCUGUGACGAGCAUUUUUACAUUAAUCAAUAAGAAAACAGUAAUAAAAUAAUUAUAUUUCUUGUGACUUUAAAUUGAAGUCAUACAAUUUAUUAUUCAAAGUGUUGGUAUUUCAACCCUCUUCCCUAGAAAUAACAUUUCUACACAACUAAGCUGCAACAGCAAUAUAUUUUGUAGGAAAUGUGAUUGUACUUUCUAUAAAGAUAAUCAGGAUAUGUUGUUAAUUUACAUAUUUAGCAAGUCACAAAUAUGUUGAUACAGAACAUAUCAGUGAAAUGUUCACAGACAAAAUAUUUGUGUCAAAAUAUCCAACUGUGAUCGUGCUCUUUUGUAAUAUUUUCCAUUGCUACAUAGCUAACAUUAGCAUUGACAGGUGUUUACUUACCAGGCUUGGCAAGAGCUUCAGCCAUUGUUAUGUUUACAAUACAAGACCCACUGAAGAGUGCAACUUCUUCAGGGCAGUCUGGACGCUACAGUGACUCAGUAUCAGACAGUUUUGAGACAGUCCAACCGGGUAGGAGCUAGCUGGUUAGCAUGCUAACUUGAGUAGAGGAAAAGAGGUAAAAGAAGUAGAAGCAAAACAAGAUGGUUGCUUUCCACAGUGGCUUCAACUCUUGGUGAGUAAGGGGAGGGAGUUGAUGCUGAACUAGCAACAUUUCUUCUAGACUGGUAAGUAAACAGCUGUUAAUGAUAAAGUGAGGUAUGUAGCAAUAGCAAAACUUACAAAUAGCUCCUUUAACCAAAGCACUUUAGUCGCUGAAACCUGACCACAGACAGGACUCUGGAUGUGAAUGGUAGUCUCCGGUGUGACAGUCAUGAGCUUUGUACAUCUUGUGAUUUAGUUUAGUUCAGUUAAAAAUGUAACGUAAAGUAUAGAAACGUUAUUUCUAAGGGACAGAGGUUGUACCCUUUAUGUAAUAAAUUUGAAUAGCCUACGAGUGAUGAUUGUGGAACCAAGUCACUCCACAAUUUAUCCUUUCAAACACACAUGCAUCUUCAUUUUCUAUUCAAGUUCAUUAUAUCAGUGUAAGUUAUAUUUAUUAUUCAUAUAAAUUAUCACUGGUAGGACUUACACACUGUACAUGGAGCAGAGUGUUCAGUGUCUUCCAAAGAGACUUUUUUAGUUUGAACUGAAGAUCCUGUUAUUGACCAGAUGGAUGAGGCAGAUCGUCCUUCCUCUGUUUGCUUUGCUUUGACCAAAUCUUGGCUGUGAUCUUGAAUCUGAAAUUGUUUACUGUCUCACUGUAAGAUGAGAAACUUCUGUGAUAGGCUGCUGCUUUGUCUGGCUGUAUCAUCUGCUUUUAUUUUUAUUAUUAGCUGUUCCAAUGACAUUUCUUUCAUCAAUGGUGAUUUAUAGAACUAAAAAGAAAAGAUAAAGCAAUGCACUUGAUUGUUCACACAAAACAAUAUGGAAGUUGUGUAAAAAAUGAGAAUGAAAUUUAAAACCCUCUGCUGACCUUUUCACCUCUGCACAUCUGGUCAAUUACUACUUCAAAUCAGCCCCCCAAUUCAGACAUUGGACCGGUGUGGGGAGGGGGAUCUGAAUGCUGUUUGAUGAUCUGACAAGCACUUCAUUUGAAGUUAUAAUUCAUAAUAUAUUAUAAGGUUCAAGGUUUAAUUGACAUGAUUUUCUGUGAAUUUCCAAAUGCCAUCUAGCAAAUUGAUUAUCCACGACCACCAAGCAAAGGUUUCAUGUACCAAACUCAAGCUACAUUAAAAGAAAAUGUUUCAAACUUAUGGAAACUACAAUUUGCCUUCAGAAGCCAACAUGCUACAGCAGCAAAAAAUGGAAAAUGUCAUCAAAUCCCUUUAAUAGAAGUUAAUGGCAAUGGUAUGAUAAUGUUUUUGUUUUUUUUAAAUAAAGAUUCACUGCUUGCAAAUCAUCAAAAUGAGCCCAAGUCUAGUUGUGUAUGAUCGUCUAUGAACGUGUUGCUAGUACUGUUUGUUUUUGUUUGUUUGAUGUACAGUAUUGGGAAUGGCUUAUGAAUAGUGUGUCUUUUUAUGACUUCCUGUCUUUAUUUAUUUGGACCUGUUGUCUGUGUCUGACAUUUCUGUGAAGCAGAGACAAAAAGCCAUAAUCUGUUCUUUGUUUGGAUAUUUUGUAUUUGGAAUCACUGUCUUUCUUUUCAUUGGUGGAGAAGGAGAAAUCCUACCAAUGUAAAAUGUCUCACUGUUUGACUCCAUCUCUGUCUGUUGCUAUGUGUAUUUGUGGCUGUGACAAAUCAGACCAAUAAAAUGAGUUCAUCAGUG